Molecule: messenger RNA, 2344 nt
Organism: Durotheca rogersii
Lineage: Eukaryota; Fungi; Ascomycota; Sordariomycetes; Xylariales; Xylariaceae
Product: MATE efflux family protein
Exons: 1
Coding region: 265-1791 (508 amino acids)
Biological process (GO): xenobiotic detoxification by transmembrane export across the plasma membrane
Cellular component (GO): membrane
Molecular function (GO): antiporter activity; xenobiotic transmembrane transporter activity
Source: RefSeq, a predicted model, not a curated record
CGUAUCUUUACUUAUCUAGGUAUUUGCCUAUUUAUUCUUUUUAUUUUUUAUUUUUUUCGUCCUUUGGCUUGGCUCUGAUGACGAAUCUGUCUAUCAACGCUGGCUGACGGGUGCCAUUGGCCAAUCUGCGAGCUCCUCCACCCUCAAAAUCACUUCGUCCUUUGGUGCUGACCCGUCUCGGCUACAAGUAGUGUUCCCUGUCCACUCUAGGCGGUUCGUUCUCCUAUGUAGGUGCUGCUAGCAUACUUGUAUAGGUGCUCGGCCAUGUCUCCCGACGCCAGCGAUAGCGAGGCCGACGAGGCGGCAGCGCUGCGACCCCGCGAUGCCACCGAGUCCACACCGCUCCUGACGGGCUCGCAGCCUCUGGUUUCUUCCAUUGGCGGCGGUGACGGCGACGACGGCGAUAACGACAACGACAACGACGACGAUGACCACUGGGGGUCCGAGCUGCGGCUUCUCGUCAAGUACUCGCUCCCGCUCGUCGCCACCUACCUCCUGCAGUACUCCCACUCCGUCAUCACCACCUUCGUCGCCGGCCACCUCAGCUCCGACGACCUCGCCGCCGCCAGCAUCGGCAUGACCACCAUGAACAUCGUCGGCUACGCCGCCGUCGAGGGCAUGGCCACCGCCCUCGACACCCUGUGCGCCCAGGCCUACGGCUCCGGCAACCUCGCCGGCGUCGGCCUGCACGUCCAGCGCAUGCUGCUCUUCGCCGCCCUCGCCAUCCUGCCCAUCGGCGCCUUCUGGGUCUUCUCGCCCGCCAUCCUCGGCCUCUUCGUGCGCCAGCCCCACCUCGCCGCCGCCGCCGGCUCCUUCCUGCGCGUCAGCCUCGUCGGCCUGCCCGGCUACGCCGCCUUCGAGGUCGGCAAGCGCUUCCUCCAGGCCCAGGGCAACUUCGGCGCCGCCAUGGUUGCCAUCCUCCUGUGCGCCCCCGCCAACGCCGUCCUCAGCUGGUACUUCGCCUUCCCGCUCGGCAUGGGCCUCGACGGCGCCGCCCUCGGCGCCGCCCUCGCCAACGACCUGCGCCCCCUGCUCCUGCUCGCCUACGUCCUGGCCCCGUGCGGCCGCUGGUCCCGCCGCUGCUGGGGUAGCGGCCGCGGCUUCUCGCGCGACGCCCUCACCGGCUGGGGCCCCAUGGUCGGCCUCUCCGUCGCCGGUACCCUGGUCAACCUCGGCGAGUGGGCCGCCUUCGAAAUCGUCACCUUCAGCACCUCCUACCUCGGCACCGAAUAUCUCGCCGCGCAGUCGAUCCUGACCACCAUCUCCGUCGUCGCGUGGCACGUGCCUUUCUCCGUCAGCGUCGCCGUGAGCACGCGCGUCGGGCACCUCAUUGGCGCCGGGCGGCUCGCGCGGGCCCGCCGCGCCGCCGCGCUGUACGCGGUGGUCUUCGUGGCCAUCGGCGCGGCCGACGGCGCGGCCAUGUUCGCGCUGCGCGACCGGCUGCCCGCGCUCUUCUCGGACGACGCGCGCGUGCGCCGGCUGGCGGCGGGCAGCAUGCUGGCCGUGGCGGCCUUCCAAGUCAUCGACGCGGUCAUCUGCUGCACCAACGGCCUGCUGCGCGGCCUCGGCCGCCAGUCCGUCGCCGCCUGGGUCGUCUUCGCCGUCAACUACCUCGGCGCCGUCCCGCUCGCCGUCUGGCUCGAGCUCGGCUCCCCUACCUGGCGGCUCGACGGCGCCUGGGCCGGCCUCGGCGCCGGCAUGGUGCUCAUCGCCGUCGUCGAGGCCCUGUACAUGAAGGCCCUGCGCUGGCAGGACUGCGUCGCGAGCGCCAAGAUCCGGGAGGGCAUGUAAGAUGGCUCCGUGCAAGUUAUAUGUAUUUUUGUAUUUUUGCGGCACUUCGGUGAAGCGUACGCUUAUUCGAAUCUCUGCGUGGAAGUGCGAACCCGCACAUACAGCCAAGCUGUUGGGCUCUGGCCACAGUAAUAGUCCGGGACGAGAGAGGGUCCUGCAUGGACUUCGUGGACACGUGUGCGGGUGGGAGGUAGGUAAGUAAGGGAGGGUUAUGAGGGGUCGGGACCAAAGGGUAGGAGGCUGAAUAGGCCGUACGUAAAAUACGGCAUGUAGAUCUUUUGGCACAGUAUCUGGUUAACAAUUCAUACCUAGGCAGAUAACCUCCCCUAAGAUGACACCAGUCUGUAAGAAGCUCCGCGUCGCUCGCGCAGCCGUGUGACGAGUGAUGCUAGAAGUAGUCCCGAUUUCUUUGCGACCCGAUAUCUCUAUCGUUACAUGGGAAUUCUCCCCGUAUGCAUAUUCAUAUGCAUACAUGAAUAAUGGCCUAUGGCGUAUUACGCAUACCUACAUGCGCCAUCUCUAGGCUAGGAACGAAAAGCGAGGCGUGAGCGGU